Molecule: messenger RNA, 2999 nt
Organism: Mercenaria mercenaria
Lineage: Eukaryota; Metazoa; Mollusca; Bivalvia; Venerida; Veneridae
Exons: 6
Coding region: 601-1182 (193 amino acids)
Source: RefSeq, a predicted model, not a curated record
AAAAACAAAAAAAAAAAACAAAAAAAAAAAAAAAAAAAAAAAAAAAAAAAACAACAUGUUUUAUGACGAGAAAAUGAGAACAUAAUUUUACAUUGGCCUAUUAAAUGUUUCAAAUGUGCUAGUGAUUAUUGACAACGGCGUGCAACUUGAAAGUGCACUGUUUUGUAUCCGCGUAGUGGGAGAUGAAAACAACAAGUAAAGCGAUAUGAUACAUGUAUUCUAUAAAUAUGGGAUACAUUCAUUACUCGUGUGACUGUUGAUGUUGCACUAAAAGACAAGCCACUAGACUGAUGAUAAAGGACUUGUUACAAAAUUUCAACUUAAGUAAUCAAACAGAAUUUAAAUUACUAUUUAUAUUAUAUCAAAGGAAUACAAACUUAUAAAAGUUUAAGUUAGAAUUUGUGAUUUUACACUAACUAUCGUUUAACUUACUUUAAAUAUUUGACUGCAAAAACAUUAAUAAUCAAUUAUACUGAGACUUUUAGUAAAUGACAAAGAAGAAAAUAUCAUUGUUGUUAUAGUUCACACUUGAUUAUUCAAAUAUACGUGGGGCAUAUAUGAAGAGCAAUAUACAUACACAUUCGUUUUCCUUUUAUAAACAUGGAAUAUAACACUGGACGCGGCGUUAAUCAACUAAUACGUGACUAUAAAUAUGCAGGUUCCCAGGCGGAAUUAAGCGUGAGAGGUGCAUCUACAGAGGACGUCUCAAGUUUAUGUGAUGCAAGUGGUGGGGAAGAUUUAGAAUCAUUUGCAGCGGAAUCCUUUGCUGGGGACACUAAUGAAAAAAUUAAAGAUCCUUGUGCUAAUUGCUUCACAAAUCCUCGAAAGCGUGGAGUAUAUGCAACAUAUUUUUGUAGUGAAUGCGGACUUCUUGGACACUUUCUUUGUAAAGAAUGUUUAAGUUUUCAUAACAAGUUUACGAACCACACAGACAUCAGAUCACUUAAAGUUGCUGCUAAGUAUAAGAAUAGAGUGAAAUGUAAUCCAAUUAAAACAGAACACGAAGCUAGAAGAGAAAAACAGGAAAUGAGCGCGCAUGAAGUUAAAGAGAAGAGCACACAGACGGAAUAUAUUGACAUUCAGAUAGAGCUUGAAAAUCAACGCAAGACAGCCAUACAACAACUAACUGAAGAGGGCAAAGAUACAAGAACUAGAAACCAGCCUUCUACAAGCGAAUGUUGAGAUAAAGAACUUGCAAUUUAAGUUACAGUUGACAGAAGACACAAAAUAAGAGUACAAAUGGGACGAACUGGUCAUCAGAAUUCAAUGAAUACUCUUUUCUGCUUUGCAUGAAGAAAUACAUGAGAAUACACCAAUAACAUAUACAGAGAAACACUAAAACUGCAAAAGAUUGACAAUUGUAAUUGGGUUGUAACAAGAACUUGUUAAGAAAACUGAGGAUAUCUGAUGAAAGUAAAAUGUAAGAUAAAAUGAAUCAUAAGUAGAGAAGAUACAUGAUCAAUAUUUUUUUUUCGGUCCCGUUUAGACAAACUGUGUGACUUUUAUCAACUGAUGUCUUAACGUUUGGACAUACGCUAUUUUCUAUAAAUGAAAGGGAAUCAUAGAGGUGAAAAGAACUACAAGAAACAAUACUUUAAGAAAAGACAGUUGAUAGAUGAAUAACUAAUGAAAAUGGAAAAGCAUCUAAGUUAGUGGCAAAGCAAACUUGCUUGAAUUUAUAUUGUUUUAUUCAUUCUUAUUUGUUCACGCUGCGCUGCGUAGUUGUAACUAUUUUCGGCCAUUACCAAUCAACUGUAGGCCCGUCGGAAUUUAAAUUUGGAGAUAGAUUGAUGUCUUAAUGUAAUAAAAUCCUAUUCAAUUGUUUGUUUUUAAAUAGGGGCUUUGACUCAACGCCUUUGAAACAUGUCUGUGUAUUGGUGGAGGUUUUUGUUUUUGACUGUUUUUAGAUGUUACUUUUAAAUAGAUUUUGAAAGAAAUUUCCGUAAUUGUUUAAUAGAUAUGCCAGUAUUUAUUGAAGUUGUAUAUUGCCUACUUUUAUAUAUGAUUGUUAUAAAUUACCGAAAUUAUCUACGAAGAAACCCUUGACGCUCCCUCCUGACUUACACAUACAGUAGUCAAGGGACAGUUGCCACAGCCAUGAACUUCCUACAUUCUACCUCUUUUAUAUACUUUUUUUAAUUAUGAAAGUAUUAUAACAUAACGUCAUUAAAUUACUGACAUAUGCAUUGAAUUCCAGAAAAGGACUACUGUACAUAGGAUUGCAUAAACGAUCCACACUUUCGGGCAGUUCAACGCCUUUAAAAGCUACAAUAUUUUUCAAAGAACUGUUAUAAAUCUUUGUUAUGAUGCAUUUGCAAUAAUGUCUCAGUGCUGAAAUUUCACAUAACUAGAUGGAACGUAGUUUUCAGCAAUUGUUUAUUUUUAUUUCUUUACAAAUGGCAUUCGUUUUUAAAGAGGGACAACUUUUUGAUAAUAUUUUAUGUACCCAAUCGUACGGGACAGUAGGGUAGAACAUGGAAUGGUUAAGUAGAUGUUGUUCGUUUAUCAAAUAUUUCUUUGUUCUGAUGCUAUACUCCUAAAGUGUUACUCCAUAUAUUUAAAUUGCUGCCGUUUAUUUUUAUUAUUUCAGAUUAUUCUGUUCUGUUUUCUGAGUUUUCGGUCCAAAGUCUGUAUUUUAUGCUCAAAGUGUAUUAUGACUGUUAACUAAUGAUACAAACGUGCAAUUUUAGAUCGCGCUAUAUAAGAUUUUACAGGUAAUUUUUAUGUAAAAUGGCUAAUUUUAUUGAUUUUUUCCUAUAUAACUACCGAUAACUUAGUAUUUCUUCGAUACAAUCUCAGCUUAUUGUUUCCUAAACAAUGUUGAAAGUUUGAAUCGAUAGUGAAGGUAAUACACGUGGCUUUAUUUACUUGAUAUUUUUCAUCAUUUUAAAAAGCUAAUUUUCUUAACAUGAUGUGACAGGACUUACAUCCUAUCGCAAUUAGCUUACAUGAUAAUACCAUUUUAAAGUCGAACAUAAAAAAUAAAAGUUUAAUUAAGA